Molecule: messenger RNA, 1060 nt
Organism: Schistocerca gregaria
Lineage: Eukaryota; Metazoa; Arthropoda; Insecta; Orthoptera; Acrididae
Product: translation initiation factor IF-2-like
Exons: 6
Coding region: 1-1050 (349 amino acids)
Source: RefSeq, a predicted model, not a curated record
AUGUGGACAGCAGCAGAGCUUCCUCGUAAUAUUGCGGAGUCGCAGCUGCAGGCGUCGACGCAUGGCGGGCGGCGAGCGCACGCUGCUUGGGCAGACAGGGCUCUCCUCUGGUGUCUCUGGUGUGAGAAGCGAGCUGCGUGGCCAGGCCUGCGGCCCCUGCGGGCGCAGGCUCCCACCAGCUGUCCUCUAGUGCGGAAGGUCGCGUCACCCAGGGGCACGGCGGUGGCGGUGCCCGGAGUCGAAGUCUGGACCGACGGCGAGGAGCGGCUGCUGGCGGAAGACACGGUAUUGCCCGUCCGGACUGGGCAGGCAGGCGGAGGUCCCUCCUUCGCGGACCGGUGGCGCCAGAGUUCGCAGCGAGGAUCCCCGCCUGAUACACGGCAGGCGCCGGGCGUGACCCUGCCGUGCCUCGAUGUGACUGAGCCGUGCCCCCGACGGCACCCAGCCGCCCGCCGCAACCGCCAUGGCCGCCCCCCGACACCUGCCGCUGCCUCUGCCUCUGCUGCUGCCGCUGCUGCUCGCCGCCACGUGCACAGCGGCGCCCAACGCCCAGUCCGGCGCGUACGUGGUGCAGCUGCGGUACGUCGACUCCUGCGGGGACGACGGCUCGCUGGUCGACUUCGACCUCGACGUGGAGGAGAGCGACGGCCGGUCCAUCCUCGCGGGAACCUUCACCGUGAGCGAGCGCCUCGAGGCCAUCACCGGCACCAUCAACUGCAGCAUCCGCGGCGACGCGGGCUGGCGGGAGAACGCGGUGCAAUACAGGAUCCGCGACUGGUGCCAGGAGGGCGUCAUCCGGCGCAUCCUGGAGGCCACCAACCUCACGCUGGAGGAGGAGUGCGCCGUGCCGCCUGGGACGUACGCGGUGCUGGGGCUGGACCUGGACGAGCCGGUGCACGCGGCGGCCGGCGACUCUGCGCCGCUGGGGCUGUACCGCACGCGCCUCGCCCUGGAGGCGGGGCGGGGGGCGGCGCUCUGCUCCGCCGCAGAGCUCGAGUUCGCCUCGCCGGACGAGUAGCCGGCGCGCCCGCCCCAGCUGAACGCCAAUAAAGCACCCUGA